This is a messenger RNA of Effrenium voratum, 1182 nucleotides long. Lineage: Eukaryota; Dinophyceae; Suessiales; Symbiodiniaceae. The record is from the annotation of a GenBank genome assembly.
AUGGCCAUGUUCACUGUCUCUCCCUGCACCCUUGAGCAUUGGUUCCAGGAGGUGCCGUUGCUGCUCUCGGACCAGGGCUGGGAUCUCACAGCUCGGGCGGGCGCCCACAGCCUGCACCACGCCACGUGCCCUUGGGGCGGUCGCCUGCUGAAGGUCAAGGCUGGCUCUGUGCCCUCGGAAGGAAUUGUUCGGCCGGAGGUCUUGGCGGACGUCACGGUGGAGCGCCUGGCGCCCGGGGCGGCGGUGGUCCUGGAGAAGGACUGGAGCCACCUCUUCGGGCUGCGGGAGCUCACGCAGCACGAGGAGAAGGUGAAGGCAGUGACCCAGCGCCUGCGGCGCGACUUCCCCGAGGAGGGCGACUGCGCAGUGACUUUCGUGGGCGAGUCCUGCGGUCUCCUCUUCAGCCGGCCGGAUGGAGACGGCUUCGAGCUGACGUGUGUCUUCCAGGUCUCGGAAGAGCAGUUCGCCCAGUGGAGCUCCAUCCAGAAGAUGCUGUUGCUGGACUCCUCCUGCCGCUUCGCCCGGAACUUCGCGACGCGCUCGGAGCCGGAGCUUCGGGAGAAGGACCGGGACUACUACAUGGUGCUCACGGUCCAGUCCUGCCGCCGCGGCCUGCCGCUCGUCCCCAGCGCAGAGUCGGAGGAGCCGACGGUGACCAUCACCGCGGGCAUCAGCGUGGGCCUGGAGAGGUGGACGCGCUUCAGCCCAAACAUGGCCAGCUCCGGCUCAGGCUCCAGCGACGGCCGCUUCUGCGUGGCAGACUUCGUGGGAACCUUCGCCGCCCGCCUCGGGCUUUCGCUCGCGGCCUACGACUCCAUGGACGGGCAGCGGCUGGUGCCUUACCAGUGCGUGGUGGCACGCCAGGAGUGGGAGGCAGCGAAGGACCGCUUCGUGAACGCCUUCCUGCUGCAGAAGAAGGCCUACCGCCGGGCCAACGGCGGAUCUUCCGCCCCGAGCUUCCACGUCGACGUGCAGCCACGCGCCGCGCCGGACGGCCACUUGGCGGAGCUGAAGCAGCGGUUGCGGCAAGAAGAGCGGCCUUCGCACAAGGUGGUGGUGCGACGGACCUUCUUGGAGGUGGAGGAGGAGGAGGACGAGAUCUCUAUGGCCCCUGCACAGCGGCAGGUGCGGCGGCCCAAGACCACGGGCAUCGUGGCGGAGGCGUCCGUCUUGGCCUUCUGA